UCAAAAAUAAUUCAGUUGAAUUGUCAAUGUUUAAAAGUGACAUUUUAAACACGAUUGUAUAUAUCCGAAUACGAAAUGCGGCGAAAUAAACUGUUCAUAAUCAGUAGGAAUUAGAAACGAUAUAAGAAGGUCGUUUUCUUUUGAUGCGCUGUACAUUUUAAUAUAUAAAAAACAAGAAUCAUGGCUCUUAACACCAAAUUGUUAUUGCCCGCUCUAUUGGGCUUCUCAUUGGUGACAGUUAGUGCAUUUGUUGUGUACUAUGUGUUCAAACGAGAAGAUGAAGCGGAAGAUAAACCAAUUCGAUCAACUAAGCUUAAUAUGAUUGAAGUUAAAGUACCUAAAAGUAUUGUCCCAGCUCUCAUUGGUAGGGGCGGGACAAAUAUUAAACAAAUCGAGGAGAAGACGGGUGCAACGAUACACUUUAAAAAGUUCAGCGAUAAGCAAUACGAUGUUUGCAUUCUACGCGGAAGAUCUCACUCUACGCAGGUAGCUGAGACAUUGAUACAUGACUUCAUCAAACAACAGCCCUUGAUAGAAAACGACACUAUGGAGGUACCCGGCUGGGCUUGCGGCAGGAUUAUCGGUGGCAGCGGUGAUACGAUAAAUCUGAUAAGCCACACUAGUGGGGCUCGGGUUAAGGUUGAGGGGGAGAGAGGAGACAACGGUCAGCGGCACGUCAGUCUGAAGGGCACCGCGGAACAGAUCGAAGCGGCCAAGAAAAUGAUCGCUGAAUGUGUGGAAUCGGAGAGAUGUCGUCGCGAGAUAGAACAGUCUAGACGUUUACCGCGCGUGCCGACCCCGCCAACCGGGCAGCCAGCCCAGCCGGUGGCGGUGCAGGCAGAGCUGCCGGCAGCUCAGCCCAACAGACCGGACACGCCAGGUGACACCGCCAAGCAUGUGAAAUACAGGCGUGAGGCGUCUUCGUCGAUAGAGGUGUACGUGUCAGCGGUGUCAUCUCCGUCACGUUUCUGGGUUCAGUUCGUCGGGCCUCAGGUCUCCCAGCUGGAUGAACUGGUUUCACACAUGACGGAAUAUUACAAUAAGAAAGACAACAGAGCGAACCACGCGUUAAGUCACGUGAGCGUGGGCCAGGUCGUGGCAGCUGUGUUCAGACACGACGGUCGCUGGUACAGGGCGCGGGUCAACGACAUCAGGCCGAACGAAUUUGAUCACACCCAACAAGUGGCGGAUGUGUUUUUCCUGGACUACGGCGACAGUGAAUACGUGGCUACCCACGAGCUCUGCGAGCUGAGGGCCGAUCUGCUAAGACUGAGGUUCCAGGCGAUGGAGUGUUUCCUGGCCGGCGUGGAGCCCGCGAGGCAGAGGAACGAGGCCGGCGCGGCUCGCUGGCAUCCCAACGCUAUUGAAAGAUUCGAGGAACUGACACAGGUGGCCAAGUGGAAGCCUUUGAUGUCCCGCACGUGUAGCUACAGACGUAGUGCUGUGGUCGGCGGCCGGGAGAGAGAAGUUCCCGGGAUAAAGUUAUAUGACGUCACGGACGGGAAUUACUUGGACGUGUGUGAGGUGCUGAUAGCUGAGGGCUGGGCGGUGCCGGCGGCCUGCGACACGUUCCGCGGGGCCUUGGGCGGCGGGGGAACACCGGGGGGGCCGUACGGAGACUUGGGACACUCACGCGUCCUGGGUAUGGUGACCGGAAAUCGCGCGUCAUCAAUGCCGGCUGAGGCCAAGGACAAGCCGAGGACACCGGGACCGGAAACGUUCAGAGACAACCCGAUGUCAAAGUCACUGGCUUCCGGUUUGGAAAAUUCAGAUAAAAUCAAAUCCGUAUCUAACUUCGAUCUCUCCUACUCCGAGACUGUUCCGAAGUCGAACGGCACGAGCGACUUCCUCGACUCCGAGAUAACGGCCAACGAGAAACAACUCGAAGUCAUAUCGAAGUCACUCAACGACGAGAAAGCGAAGAUGAAUAGGAUCGACUCGCAUCAUAGUAAUUUAGAAUCUCUCGGAAGGAUUUGAUGGCCGUUCAAUAUUAUGGUAACCCAAAUUAUUCCGCAGAUGAAGUCUCACCCGGCCCUUCCCUAACCUCUUCGGUCAUAUAAGUAAUACCUAUUUUUAUUAGAUCUGUUCCUACAACGCUUUAAAUUGGAUUUUUCUAUCUCAUAUACAUGUUAAUUUAAACCCUAUAUCAGUUCGUAUAGGGUUCAUUUUACACAUAAGAUCUGUUUAUUCUUUGAUAAAUUUAACACUAUUGUGUAAGAGAUAUUUCUCGGUAGUCGUUUUAUAAUCUGUGAUUGUCGUGUAGACAACUCUGCUUCGUAGUAUAAUAAUUAAUAUUGGUGUCUUGUAGUAGUUGGUCAUUGUACUGUAGUAUAUAUAUAUUAGUCACAAAUUUUGUGCCACUUAAGUGUAUGUUGAAAGUUUUUUUUAAUAGUGAAAAACUCUAAACUGUCCGUAUUUAGUCUGUAAAUCAAACAUAUGGUAAUGAUCUGAGACAUGUGUAAGGGAUGUGAUUAUAUGCACAAUCAAACUACCCCGACUUCGCUUGCUGUUGUAACCGACUGCUUUAUGGUGCUCAUAUAUAUAGGUCAUGAGCUAUGACAGUGUUAAAUAGGUUGCUAUGUAUAAGUUACUUCUGAAGGGUUGCUUAUAAAAAAUGUUAAAAGGACGCUAUAAAAAAUUGUUACUUAAUUAUUUUUUUUGGGGAAUAUUUGAUAAGUUUAAAUGUAUGAAAGGUCACACCGGUCUCAUUGUAAUAUUGAGUUCUAUUUGCUUUUUUACAUACAAGCUGUACGCUGUAAGACUUAGGCCAACGACUUAAUAGAUGUUUCAAUGAAAUCUCGUGUAGAGAAAUAAUACAAAGGUUUGUCUUAUAUUAAUUCUCACAACAUCGAGUCGUUUCAUUGCCGGUUUCUGGCUUCGGACCUCUUAGUCUCGGGAUUUUGGUAUGUGACCGCAAUGUCCACAGUAUUCAGCGGCUGUCUCUCGCCGUUACGUACUUAUAUUGUUACAGAGGUAAUGUACCGAAUUAAAUGUUGUGUAUCCGUAAUUAUAGUUAGAUAUUGUAUUUAUUAGUAGUGUUAAGAUGUAGAUGCACUGUACACAUGCUGUAACGACGGACUAAGUAGUUCUUGGACUAAUAUAGCGAUAUCGUAAGAAACGAAUGACAUUCAUCCGGCCGUAGAUAAAAGAAUUCAACGUUCAGUCUCUAGUUCACAGAUAAAAAAAAAUCAUUAAAUAAAAUUAUUUUUUAAAAUUUAUCUGUCAUCAAAAAGUAGAUUUAAAUUUACGCCAAGGAUUUCUGUGUAAGAAAAAUCUGUGAAAAACUGAAUGUUAGUUUGUAGGCUGUAGAAAUUUAUAACGUAAGCUACCGUAAAAUCAUUAUUAUAUGUUUAUAUGCAUAUGUUUUUCUUUUAUAUUCAGUGUGGCAACACGGAAGUCCAUUUUUGGUGUAGGGUUAAAGUUAAAAAUAAAAAAUGUGUUGGAUCGUAGAGCAUGUGAUAUUACGGGUGAGGGAAUUUAAGACUCGGGAGUCGUGAGUUUAGGACGUAAGUGUUAGAGGACCUUUGUUAAUUUGGAACGCAAAAGGUUAGUGAAGUACGCUUAAGAUACCCCUGCUCGAUUAUUUCGUGAAGGGGAUGAACGAAUUUGGCUAGUUUAGUGUCCUCGUUCGGUGCUACAAGCGGCGUUGUUUAGUACUUAAGUUAGGUGUGUCUUAACGUCCCUCCACACGUCGUAGUGCCAUACUGAUAAGUACAAAGUUUAUUUUGUUAUUCUGUUGCUUAUUUUUUUAAGACACUCUGUUACAACGUCACAGGUCGACGAACCUUCAAAUUGUUUUCAAUAAACUUCCUGUAUGUGUAAAAA
Messenger RNA from Danaus plexippus (monarch butterfly), 3825 nucleotides. RefSeq names its product tudor and KH domain-containing protein homolog (gene papi). The coding region runs from base 181 to 1977 and encodes 598 amino acids. The record is from RefSeq and is a predicted model, not a curated record. The transcript has 13 exons. Gene Ontology annotation, biological process: spermatogenesis. NCBI's taxonomy places the organism in Eukaryota, Metazoa, Arthropoda, Insecta, Lepidoptera, Nymphalidae. Gene Ontology annotation, molecular function: RNA binding.